Peronospora farinosa is the source of this 753-nucleotide messenger RNA. The record is from the annotation of a GenBank genome assembly. Lineage: Eukaryota; Oomycota; Peronosporomycetes; Peronosporales; Peronosporaceae.
AUGACUCGUACGUAUUUUAUUGGUGGUAACUGGAAAUGCAACGGUACCGUUCAGUCCAUUACAGACCUCUGUUCUUUGCUUAAUAAGGUGGAUAUCACGUCAAACAAAUUGGAAAUUGUCGUAUCACCUUCUACACUUCAUAUUUCUCUAGUCAAGUCUUUAUUACAGGACAAGAUUAUGAUCAGUGCUCAAAAUGUGAGUCUUACGGGUACAGGUGCUUAUACGGGUGAGAUUGCAGCCGAGCAGUUUCUUGAUAUGGGGAUCAAAUGGACUAUCACAGGACACUCGGAACGUCGUGCUUAUUACGGUGAAACAGACGAGAUUGUAGCCAAGAAGACAAAACGGGCCCUGGACGUGGGUCUCCAUGUCAUUUUCUGUAUUGGUGAGUCUCUUGAAGAACGACAGGCCAACAAGACUUUGGACGUACUGAUUCGUCAGACGCAGGCCUUGACUGACAUUGUGUCGGAAGAAGACUGGGCACGUGUCGUUGUUGCUUAUGAGCCCGUGUGGGCCAUUGGCACGGGUGUCGUGGCUACACCCGCUCAGGCUCAAGAGUCUCACAAGGAGUUGCGUGCUUGGAUCGCCGGCAAAGUGUCUUCCAAAGUGGCAGAGAAUGUUCGCAUUAUCUAUGGCGGAUCAGUCAAGGGUGACAAUUGUGAGGAACUCAUUGCCCUUACCGAUGUUGACGGCUUUCUUGUUGGUGGAGCCGCACUGAAGCCGGAGUUUGAGAAGAUUAUCAAGAGCGCUUUCUGA